Amblyraja radiata (thorny skate) is the source of this 1251-nucleotide messenger RNA. It is a transcript of the gene creg1, whose product is annotated as cellular repressor of E1A-stimulated genes 1. The record is from RefSeq and is a predicted model, not a curated record. The coding region runs from base 130 to 753 and encodes 207 amino acids. Lineage: Eukaryota; Metazoa; Chordata; Chondrichthyes; Rajiformes; Rajidae. The transcript has 5 exons.
UGUCAGUCCAUUGGAGGAGUGGUUUAUCUUGCUCCUUCUAUAAAUCUUUGGUCCAGACCGACCCAGACGGACCCAGACCGACCCAGACCCCAGACCCAGACCGAGCACUGAAGGGAGACGGUGAUAACGAUGAAGAUAUCCGCGGUGGCGUUUGCUCGCCUGCUGCUGCUGUUGUUGCCGCUACUGGCCGCUGCCAGCCGUGUGGGAGCGAUCCCCCCUCACGCACAGGUGGCGCGGAUGGCGCGCUAUGUGGUCAACAGCUGCGACUGGUGCUCCAUGGCCACCAUCUCCACACACAAGCCGCUGGUCGGGCUGCCUUUCUCCAACGUCUUCUCGGUCAGCGACGGGCCGCGGCAGCGGGGCAGUGGCGUUCCCUACCUCUACCUCACCCCGCUAGAGAGGUCGGUGCAGGACAUCAAGAUUAAUCCAGAGGCUUCCCUGGCCAUGACCUUGGCAGAGACGGACUACUGUCGGAAAAAUGGGUAUGAUCCCCAAAGUCCACUUUGUUGCCGUGUGAUGCUCAGUGGAACCAUUGUGAAGGUGAAUGAGACAGAAGCUAAAAUUGCCAAGAAAGCUCUCUUUGAACGUCACCCCGUCAUGGCCAGCUGGCCAAGUGGUCAUAGAUGGUUCUUUGCCAAGCUCAAUAUCACCAACAUUUGGGUUCUGGAUUAUUAUGGUGGAAUAAAAACAGUCACACCCGAGGAGUACUACAGUGCCAAACCUGAAUAUGAAAGGAAUUCCAUUGAUGAAUAGAAAUCAUGAAUGUCAUGUCAUUGAUCAGAAGGAGCCAACUUUUACCAAGAUUCACCUCAACGUAUGGCAUUGGAGAAAGAAUGUGCUAAGACACGUCAAAUCAAUGAAAGAAAUUAAUCAAUAGACAUGGAAUCAAAUAUUAAGAAAAUCUUGCUCAAAAUUAAGUGCCUUAAUUUUAAAUAUUGCAUUCAUUUUAACCUUUCACUCAGAGGGAAAAGUGGUGAAGAGUUUUCAUUAACACCUUUUUGUACCUUUCAUUAAGGAAAUGCGCUAAAAUUGUGAGUUGAGGUAAAGUUAUAACUAAUAAAUAACAAACAAAAACCUGUUUUGAUUGCUUGCUUAUAAUCUGAUUUUUCUAUCAAUGGCUUUUGUAAGGAUGGAACUUGGAUUUUUGCACUUAAAUACGUCCUUACAUAAAACAUGAAAAUCGUGUGCAUUCAAUAUUUUUGGUGUAUGAGAAUUUGUAUGUGCUUAUUUUUGAUUAAAUUUUUUAAAUGA